UUUCUCUCUCAAUAGUCUCUGAGUCACAAACACAUUCACAAAGACACAAUUUAAACAUUGUUGAAAGAGAAAAAUAAAUGGUUGUGAAAUGUUUAAGUGGAUAGAAAAUAGUAGUUGUAGAGAGAGGAAGAGAGGAUGAAUUUGUCAUGCAGUCCAUGGCCACUCGCUUUACCACCCAUUCUCCUUCUUCUUCUUCUUCUCCAUCUUCUUACAUUCAUAAUUGUCAAGUUAAGCAUUCAACAACACCUGCUGUUCUUCUUUCUUCUUUUAGUGGAAGAAAACCCCCUUACAACACACUUGUAUUCCAGGCGGUCAGGCUCUUGGGUCCUCCAGCAAGAUUUGAAGCUUCAAAGCUGGAAGUCUUGUUAAAAGAAGAAGAAGUUGAUACAUACUCAAGUAUCGUGCCAAGGACGUACACAUUAUCCCAUUGUGAUUUUACUGCUAAUCUAACAUUAACCAUCUCAAAUAAUAUCCAAUACGAUCAGUUGAAAGGGUGGUAUAAUAAAGAUGAUGUGGUUGCUGAAUGGACAGAAGUGAAAGGUAAUUUGUUUCUUGAUGUCCACUGUUAUGUGAGUGGACCGAAUCCCCUACAAGAGCUAGCUGCUGAGUUCAGAUACCAUAUAUUCUCCAAGGAAUUGCCAUUGGUACUUGAGGCUGUGCUCUAUGGGGAUUCAGAUUUCUUCAAGGAGCAUGAGGAACUAAUGAACGCUACUGUUAGAGUCUAUUUUCAUUCUAGCUCGAAGAAGUACAACCGUGUAGAAUGUUGGGGUCCUCUAAAAGAUGCUGCUAAGGGAAUACAAGGGGAUUAUAUCAAUGGUUUGUUAUCGACAAGGAAGGAAGAUUUUCAACCUCCAAAAUUCCAGGGAAGUGUAAAAUCAAUCUUCCAAGCUCUUUUCACCUUCCUUCUCUGAGCACACUAAG
Molecule: messenger RNA, 921 nt
Organism: Solanum stenotomum
Lineage: Eukaryota; Viridiplantae; Streptophyta; Magnoliopsida; Solanales; Solanaceae
Product: magnesium dechelatase SGRL, chloroplastic
Exons: 5
Coding region: 147-911 (254 amino acids)
Source: RefSeq, a predicted model, not a curated record